AUGGCUUCUUUUAACGAAUCCAAUUCUGCUUCCGCUGACAAAUUAUCAGCUAAGAACAACAGAAGGUCAGAUGAAUCUUCCGCUGGAAAGAAGAAUUCAGGUGGUCUUAACUUCCGAAGAUUCUUCUUCCCGUCCUGCUCGGUUUCACUUCUCGUUGUCGCCAUUUAUAUGUUGCUACUAAAGAUAACCCCUCUGGACAGCAAGGUUAUAUCACAAAUACAAGCAAGGAAUUUAUCCGAGAUAAAUGAAAAUAAGUGUUUGAGAAAUGGAAACUCAGAUAAGAAUGCAGGUUCCUCCGAUUCUGAUUCCGAUGAUGACAUUUUAUCCGGGUUUGAUGGAAUGGAUUUAGAUGAAAAUGAAGAAGCGGAUGAUUUGGAUUUCCAUCAAAAUGAGGAAGAAAAAUAUGAUGGGAAGUUUGACUUAUGUAAUGUUGAUGUGCCUGGGCUUAUGGAAGCCGAAAUAAUAUUUAACAGCGAUGUAACUAAAGAAGAACUGGAGGAACUGAUCAAUAACAUGGAAGAAAUGCCAUCGAAGAAUGAAAUUGUCAAAAUGUGGAAACGUGCAUAUGCUCUUGAAGGACAAGAAUUUUACGAAAUGAUAAAUGGUUUAUUCGAAUAUUUCAAAGAGUUAAGCGAAAAACAUAAAGUAGAGGAAGAAUAUGCUGGCCUUCAAUGGAGCAACAUCAUGUCCAUUUUUUGUGACAUCUUAACAGAGAAGGAGGAGUACUAUAUUAAUCUUUUCUACGACUUAGUGAUGAAAAAUAAGUUGACCAAAGAGGAAUUUGUGAAUUUCAUGAAAAACUGUAAAAAGGAGUCUGCUGAGUUGAGAGAAUCAUUACGCAUCUUCGGGAAAAGUGAAUUGGAUGAAAAAAUGAUUCCAAAAGAAUCAGAAAAUUAA
Plasmodium knowlesi strain H is the source of this 897-nucleotide messenger RNA. RefSeq names its product Plasmodium exported protein (PHIST), unknown function. The coding region runs from base 1 to 897 and encodes 298 amino acids. Lineage: Eukaryota; Apicomplexa; Aconoidasida; Haemosporida; Plasmodiidae. The transcript is spliced from 2 exons. The record is from RefSeq and is a predicted model, not a curated record.